AUGGAUAAUCAAGGGCAUGGACAUGGGCAGAAUCCAUCUAUGGGGAUUGUUGGAAAUGGACCUCAACUUCCUUAUGGUUCUAAUCCAUACCAGGCAAGCCAUAUAACAGGUUCACCUGGAAUGGUUGUUGCAUCACCUGGAACCAUUCAAUCCACAGGUCAACCAGCCGCAACUCAGCUAGGACAACAUCAACUUGCUUAUCAGCAACAACAGCAGCAGCUGCAGCAGCGGCUCCAAGCCUUUUGGGCAAACCAAUAUCAAGAAAUUAAGAAGGUGACCGAUUUCAAGAACCACAGCCUCCCCUUGGCGAGGAUCAAGAAGAUUAUGAAGGCUGAUGAGGAUGUCAGAAUGAUAUCAGCCGAGGCGCCGGUCAUAUUUGCGAGGGCAUGUGAAAUGUUCAUACUGGAGUUAACCUUGCGGUCUUGGAAUCACACUGAAGAGAACAAAAGGAGAACACUUCAAAAGAAUGAUAUUGCAGCAGCCAUCACAAGAACUGAUAUCUUUGAUUUCUUGGUUGACAUUGUGCCUAGGGAGGACUUGAAAGAUGAAGUGCUUGCAUCAAUGCCAAGAGGAACUGUGCCUGUUACAGGGCCUGCUGAGGCACUUCCAUAUUGCUAUAUUCCACCUCAACAUGCACAGCAAGUUGGAGCUGCUGGUGUCAUGAUGGGUAAUAAGCCUGUGAUGGACCCGUAUGCUCAACAGUCUCAUCCCUACAACAUGGCACCACAAAUGUGGCCACAACUACUACCACCACCACCACCAGAGCAACAACAGUCAUCUCCAGAUCAGUAGCUACUUACUAUUUGAAGGAUCUCUGGCACUAUUUUAGUACAUCAUAGUAAAAUUUAAUUCUGCAGUUUUUGAAUUUUUAUUUCCAUCAUUUUCUUUAUGGAAUUUCGUAUUUUCUGUUAUAGAGAUUCUUA
Molecule: messenger RNA, 923 nt
Organism: Glycine soja
Lineage: Eukaryota; Viridiplantae; Streptophyta; Magnoliopsida; Fabales; Fabaceae
Product: nuclear transcription factor Y subunit C-9-like
Exons: 1
Coding region: 1-792 (263 amino acids)
Biological process (GO): regulation of DNA-templated transcription
Cellular component (GO): nucleus
Molecular function (GO): protein heterodimerization activity; DNA binding; DNA-binding transcription activator activity, RNA polymerase II-specific
Source: RefSeq, a predicted model, not a curated record